Molecule: messenger RNA, 1362 nt
Organism: Toxotes jaculatrix (banded archerfish)
Lineage: Eukaryota; Metazoa; Chordata; Actinopteri; Toxotidae
Product: acidic mammalian chitinase-like
Exons: 11
Coding region: 1-1362 (453 amino acids)
Biological process (GO): carbohydrate metabolic process; chitin catabolic process
Cellular component (GO): extracellular region
Molecular function (GO): chitin binding; chitinase activity
Source: RefSeq, a predicted model, not a curated record
AUGGCGAGACUACUCACAGCACUGGGUGUUCUGCUCGUUCUGCACAUGGCUUCAUCCAAUAAGCUGGUGUGCCACAUGACCAACUGGGCCCAGUACAGGCCGACCCCUGCCACAUUCACACCAGACAACAUCGACCCCUUCCUGUGCACUCAUGUCAUCUACGCUCUGGCCACCAUCAACAGCUUCAACCAGAUCAGCCCCAUCGAGUGGAACGAUGAGCAGCAGUAUGGGAGACUCAACAGCCUGAAGAAUGUGAAUCCUGCACUAAAGACUCUGCUGUCAGUCGGAGGCACAGUCAAUGGAAUGAGCCCAUUCAUUGCCAUGGUCGCCAAGCCUGAGAGUCGUGCAGCCUUCAUCCGGUCAGCCAUCAGCUUCCUGCGCACCCAUAACUUUGAUGGGCUAAACCUGGCCUGGGAGUAUCCAGGACACAAUGGCAGCCCACAGGAGGACAAGGAGAGGUUCACUCUGCUGGUCACGGAGCUGUCCAAGGCCUUUGAGGACGAUGCCAGAGACAACAGGAAAACUCAGCUGCUGCUGUCGGCCAACGUUGCUUCUUUCCGUGUCACCAUCGACAGAGCCUACGAAGUUAGCAAGAUUUCACCUCACUUGGACUUCAUCAACGUCAUGACCUAUGACUUCCAUGGACACUGGGAAGCAGCUACUGGACACAACAGCCCACUGUACCGCAGCUCCUUGGACUCCGGCUCACACCUUCAUCACAAUAUUAACUCUUCUGUAUCCCACUGGCUGGUUCUGGGAGCACCAGCUGAGAAGGUGCUGUUGGGUUUCCCCACCUAUGGACGAACAUACCGCCUUACCAGUGCUGUUAGUGGCCUGGGAGCACCAGCUAAUGGCCCUGCUGAUGCUGGGGCAUACACUCGCACUGCCGGCUUCUGGGCCUACUAUGAGAUCUGUGACUUCAUCUCCGGUGCUGAUGUUAAAUGGAUCGCUGAACAGGAGGUUCCGUAUGCCACGCUUGGCAGUUCCUGGGUGGGCUAUGAUGACAAGCGCAGCUUUUCUUCCAAGGUCCAGUGGAUGACUGCCAACAACCUGGGAGGUGCUCAUGUGUGGACUCUGGACAUGGAUGACUUUGGUGGAUCUUUCUGCUCAGCUGGGGCAUAUCCUCUCAUCAACCACCUUAGGAUGUCCAUGGGCUUCCCCCCAAAACCCACCACCACUCCAGCCCCAACCACUACCAGGGACCCCAUUGCUAACUUCUGCCGUGGCCGCCCUGAUGGCCUGUAUGAGAACUCAGCUGAUAAGAACACCUACUUCCAGUGCUUCCAGGGAAACACCUACCUGCACCGUUGCCAGCCUGGCCUCAUCUACUGGGAUUCCUGCAAAUGCUGCAACUGGCCCUGA